This is a messenger RNA of Mycosarcoma maydis (corn smut), 567 nucleotides long. RefSeq lists its product as uncharacterized. NCBI's taxonomy places the organism in Eukaryota, Fungi, Basidiomycota, Ustilaginomycetes, Ustilaginales. The transcript is spliced from 3 exons. Bases 1 to 567 code for a protein of 188 amino acids. The record is from RefSeq and is a predicted model, not a curated record.
AUGUACUACCUGAGCCUUUUUGCCUGCUUCUAUGCUCUGUUUGCUGCGGCAGCAGCGGUUCCAGCUUUCAGCGAAGAAUCUAUGGUGCUGCCACACCAAUCACGAGCCGCCUCGGAUGGUCCAGCAUUGCUCUCGAGCAGUGUCAAGGUGAUAUCGCCUCCAUUCAAUUCGACUUUCCGUUUUGCAGUCCAGGUUCAGAUCACCACUCUCGGAAUGGGUGAAGGAUAUAGAGCAACAGGAAUGCCCAAGACGUUUAACGGAUAUGCGCGAACCACAGAGGCUACGAUCGCCAACAUUCGUCCGAACGCAUUCCAACCCAAUUCCAGCCGUCUCGAAUUGGACGGCAAGCUCUUCAAUCGAUACGAAUACCAGUUGAUGGCGCCAAAGAUUCCAGAAUGGCAACGGGAUCUGCCAGGGUAUCUGGUUGUGAUUGAAUUCUACUCUACUCCGAGUCUACAGCCGAUUGACGAUUCGUUUUGUUUUUCAUUUUCUUACCAGGAUCAAGACUUGCUGUGGACCAACGUGCAGUAUUGGCCAUUGAAGCUCACAUCGUCUACUCCUAUUUGA